Molecule: messenger RNA, 1627 nt
Organism: Amoebophrya sp. A25
Lineage: Eukaryota; Dinophyceae; Syndiniales; Amoebophryaceae
Source: the annotation of a GenBank genome assembly
GCAAGAUAUAAGCAAAACAUGCUUACUAAUUGGACAAAACCUUCGCAGCGACAAGACGCACGACGAGGCAAUACAGGUAGGUUGCAAAACAAAAGAUACUCAUUCCAUAAUUUUUUUUUAUUUUUCACAAAAUUUCCUUUUCUCUUCCACAGAUUUGAAAGAUACUUACAAACAGAAACAUAGGAAAGAAUGUCUCGUCCCGAGUACAUAGCGCCUCCGGAGGUGUUCUAUGACGCCUUGGAAGCUGGCAAGUAUGGUGGGAAUAGUCGUAUGAUCAAGAUUCAGACGCACAUGACAGAGCGAGCCUUGGAACUAGCGCGUGUGGAGCCCAACAGCGGGAAGUGCAUCUUGGACAUUGGUUGUGGCUCGGGAAUCAGCGGGGAGGUUUUGUCGGAGCAUGGGCACUACUGGGUCGGCCUAGACAUCUCACAGCACAUGCUGCUGGUCGCGCUAGAGCGGGAGUCUGAGGGGGAUCUCAUGCUCUCCGAUAUGGGCCAAGGCUUUAAAUUUAGACCAGGGAGUUUCGACGCUGCAGUGUCGAUUUCGGCGAUCCAGUGGCUCUGUAACGAAGACAGGAAGGUCGAAACGGGACCGGGGGGUGUGUGCGUGGGAAGGCCGUUUAACAGGUAACUAUAUUGAUGGGUUGUGAUUUAGAUUCGUUGUACUUGUUGCAGUAAAGAGAGUUCAAAUUCAUAGGAAAGUAGAGCUAGUUCAUGACCACAGAUGAAACAUUUUAAGUCCACUGCUUGACUUUGCUUUCCGUACAAACUACACAGAUGUGUCCGGUUCUUCCAGUCUCUGUUUAACUGUCUCGCGCGUGGCGCUCGAGCCGUGUUGCAGUUUUAUCCUGAUGGCGCCGAUCAGAUCGAGAUGCUAACUUCAGCAGCGAUGAAGGCCGGUUUUACGGGUGGCGUAGUCAUCGAUUAUCCCCACUCAACGAAAGCCAAGAAGCACUAUCUUGUCCUGAACGCAGGUGGCGUUGUGGGCGCUACUUCAUCAAGCACUGCAACACCAUCUUGGUCAAGUGCCGGUGGCCUACAGGGAGAAGAUGGCAUGGACGUCGACGAAGACGGCAGCGAAAAUGACAGCGACGAAGACGGCAACGGAAGGACUUCAGGGAAGCAAGAGACGGUGAAGGUGGAGCAACGUGAAAGGCAAAAACGAAAGAAGACGAAGACAGGAAAACUCAGUUCUGUGAAAACGAAGGAUUGGAUCGUCAAAAAGAAGGAGCAAAUGCGGUCAAGGGGUCAAGUCGUGAAACAAGACUCGAAAUUCACAGGCAGGAAACGAAAACCUAAGUUCUGACAUUCACAUUGAUUUCCCUACAUGCUUGGCACAGGAAGCAGGCCUCCCAUGUCCCGCUGCCCAAAAUGAACAAGGACACUUUUCUAUUUAUUCUAUCAACUUACACGAACAGCUCUUCUUGAAUCUAUCAAUUGUGAAUAGAAAACUUUCGGCCACAGGUGUACUGGGGUCACGAGAUAUCUUGCAUGAUUCAUCUAAUACACGACCUGCUUGCGUGCUGGGUGCACGGCCAGAGAUAACUUCUCGAGGUCGAGGGAUCUAUCUUACUCUUAUAAAUAUAUUUUCCUGGGUUUCUUGAUCCAUUUCCAACACGAGAUUCAAU